AUGUCUUAUUCUUAUCCUAGAAAAGAUCAUGAAAAAAUUGAUAAUAAAGAUACAUCUAUUCAUGUUUCAUCGAGUUAUUCCGACAAUAAAUUACUAUUAUCAACUAACACAUCUGAUUCAUCAUCUCAGGAAAAACAAAUUGCUAAUCAACAUAUUAUAGGAUCGUGUUUUUGGUCAACGUUUAUCUUUUUAAUAAAUUUUAUUUCAUCAAUUCUUGUUAUUAAUUUAUCUAAAUGGAUUUAUGUUAAACAUCAUUUUCCAAAUUUAACAUUGACAACAAUAAAUUUUUUUAUAUCAUUUUUUCUCUUACUUCUUUGUCUACAAGCUAAAUUAUUUACAUAUGUACGUUUACCAAUUCUAAAUAUGAUACCUGUAUCAAUAUGUUUUGGUGGUUUUAUUGCAUUUAGUAAUCUUUCAUUACAAUAUAAUACUGUUGGAACAUAUCAACUUAUUAAAUUACAAGUUACACCAACUGUGAUGCUUAUUAGUUGGUUAUUUUUUAAAGCACAUUACACAAUACCAAUCGUUCUUUCUUUUAUACCAGUUCUUGUUGGAACACUAAUUAGUACUUGUUAUGAUUUACAAUUUAAUAUGUUUGGUCUUUUCUGUGCUCUUAUAUCUAUAUCAUUUACUGCUAUUUAUCAAAUACUUGUUGAACAUUAUCAAAAAGUAUAUAAUUGUGAUGCAUUACAAUUAUUAUUUUAUCAAGCACCACUUUCUGGUUUAUUACUUUUAUUUGUUGUACCAUUUUUUGAACCUAUAAGUAGUUUGAAAAAAUUUAUGAAUUAUGAUACAAUUAUGCUUAUAUUACUUUGUGGUAUUAUUGCUUUUUUUGUUAAUAUUAGUAUUUUUUGGGUUAUUGGUAAUUUAUCUGCUGUUGCUUAUAAUAUGAUUGGACAUUCAAAAACUUUAUUAAUUAUAUUAGUUGGUUCAACUUUGUUUAAUGAAUCAUUUAAUCAGCAGCAAAUAUUUGGAUUAAGUUUUACAAUGUUUGGUGUUUUUAUUUAUUCAUAUUUUAAAUAUAUUAGAAAAAUUACGAAAUAA
Molecule: messenger RNA, 1044 nt
Organism: Rotaria sordida
Lineage: Eukaryota; Metazoa; Rotifera; Eurotatoria; Philodinida; Philodinidae
Source: the annotation of a GenBank genome assembly